CUCCUAUUGCAGCAGUGUUCUACUUGCGGACCGGCAAUGAAGGCGCCAUCAAAAGCAUCCGUUGUGUGUCUUGUCUUAGUGAUAGCGGUGUUCGAGAGUGGAGCGGUGUCGGGUUAUCGCAUACUAGGGUUCAACACGAGCCCCAGCCGGUCCCAUGUGAUCGUUCAGGAUGCACUGAUGAAAGAGCUGGCACGCCGUGGCCACCAGGUGACGAUGAUUAGCCCGUACAAGGAGCCAGAAACGGUGCCCAACUAUCGCAAGAUAACGAUCCCCAUCGAAUCGUGGAGCAAAGAUUUCGGCAGCAAAAUGUUCACCAACAGUAACUCUAAGGUGGAAAUGUUCAAAAGUAUGCCACUGAUGUUGAAGGCAGCAUCGGAUGCGGUUAACAAUACAAUCAGAUCACCAGAAGUGCAAAGCGUAUUGCGGGAGAAGGAAGGAUACGAUCUCCUUAUCACGGGAAUUAUGAGUGACGCCGCGCUUGGGCUGGCCACAGCACUCAGCUGUCCAACGGUGGUGGUUUGCCCGAACGCGGCGAUGCCAUUCGUGAAUUCGAUGGUUGGCAAUCCGUCACCGAUUGGCAUCGUGGCGAGUAUGAUGGUCGGCCUUUCCUCUCCCAUGACCUUUUGGGGGCGUGUGGCCAACAUUCCCGGAUUCUUCUUCGAUGAGCUGUUUGGCAUCUUCUGGCAGAGCUACCAGCGAGAGGUUUAUAAUAACCUCUUCCCUUCCGAUCGCUAUCCAACGUAUGAUGAGGCGAGAAAGAACGUGUCCCUUGUAUUCCUCAACCAUCACGUCUCGAAGGGUAACCCAAGGCCUUACGUACCGGCAAUGGUGGAGGUCGGUGGGCUACAGAUCAAGGAGAAACCUUCACCCCUCCCAGAAGACAUCCGCCAGUGGAUCGAGGGAGCAAAGCACGGUGUCAUCUUCUUCAGUCUCGGCACCAACCUUCUCAGCUCAUCGAUGCCACCGGAGAAACUGGAUGCCAUCCUGGGCACCUUCCGGAAGCUAAAACAACGCAUCAUCUGGAAGUGGGACUCACAGGAUAUGCCCAACAAACCGGACAACGUGCUGCUACGCGAUUGGCUCCCACAGGAUGACAUUCUGGCCCAUCCCAACGUGCGGCUCUUCAUCAUGCACGGUGGUCUCGGGGGGAUCGCCGAGUCACUGUUCCAUGGUGUGCCACUCGUCGGUAUACCGAUGUUCGGUGAUCAGCCAGCCAACUUGGCCAAAGUUCAAAAAGAAGGUUGGGUUUAUGUGCUCGAGUUUAAGGAUCUUACGGAGCAGACGCUCACCGUGGCGAUCGACGCGGUACUGAACGAUGGUAGCUUCAAGGAGAACGUGCAACGUCUGGCACAACUGUACCGUGAUCGGCCCCAGAGUGCCAUGGACACGGCCGUCUACUGGACGGAGUAUGUGAUCCGGCAUCAGGGAGCAACGCAUCUUCGGUACCCAGGAGUCGAUAUGGUCAUCUGGGAACGGUACGCACUCGAUGCGAUCGCAUUCUGGUGUGCAGUGAUCUACGCGUUGUGUAAGUUUGUCGCAUUCACGUGCCGUCGUCUCUGUUGUCGGAGAGCGAAAGGCGCGAAACUCAAAAAGCAAUAGUGGAAGUAGCAGAGUAUGUACAGUAGAAUAACCUAGAAGUAUUAACAUUACGAUCGACUCCCCAACGAACAAUGCGAAGAAGAAUUGACAAAGACGGUAUGAACCAAUUUAUUAUGCGCAAAACGUAUCCAUCACACGCAUUUGACAGCUAGCAAUCAACGAAGUGGAUGGCAUUUGUCACACAAAUCCACAGUUUUAUCCUUUUACGACUUAAUUAUACAUUCUGCUCAAUCGUGCCAUUCCAUACUCCACCGAGUUACCGGCUGACGAAAAGGCCUUCUAGCGUGUAGCCGCAACCCAAAUAUACAUGAUAAAUGAUUCCCUAA
This is a messenger RNA of Anopheles aquasalis, 1925 nucleotides long. RefSeq names its product UDP-glycosyltransferase UGT5-like. NCBI's taxonomy places the organism in Eukaryota, Metazoa, Arthropoda, Insecta, Diptera, Culicidae. Gene Ontology annotation, molecular function: UDP-glycosyltransferase activity. The record is from RefSeq and is a predicted model, not a curated record.